Plasmodium gonderi is the source of this 2451-nucleotide messenger RNA. Its product is annotated as dynamin-like protein. Bases 1 to 2451 code for a protein of 816 amino acids. The record is from RefSeq and is a predicted model, not a curated record. Gene Ontology annotation, molecular function: microtubule binding; GTPase activity; GTP binding. Lineage: Eukaryota; Apicomplexa; Aconoidasida; Haemosporida; Plasmodiidae. The transcript is spliced from 4 exons. Gene Ontology annotation, cellular component: cytoplasm; microtubule; membrane.
AUGGAGUCCAGCAUGUACAACAAUUUGAGGAAAUUAAUAACCGUUAUUGAUGAACUGAGGGAUAUAGGAUUACAGAAAUACAUUAACUUACCUCGCAUAUGUGUUGUUGGAACACAGAGCAGUGGAAAAAGUAGCGUUCUAGAAUCAAUUGUUGGUUUAGAUUUUUUACCCAGGGGUGAAGGGAUCGUGACGAGAAGGCCUAUAGAAUUUCGAUUAAUUCAUAUAAAGGAAGAUAACGAAAUAAAGCAUUGGGCAAUAUUUGAAGAUGAUAAAAAUAAAAAAUUUACAGAUUUUAAUGAAGUAAGAGAACAUAUAAAUAAUCUAACAGAUGAAUUAGCCGGAAAAAAUAAAGGAAUCAUAGAUGAACCAAUUGUAUUGAAUAUUUAUUCAACAAGUUGUCCAGAUUUAUCACUUAUAGAUUUACCUGGGAUAACUAGAGUACCAUUAAAAAAUUCUGAUCAGACAGAUGAUAUAGAAAGGUUAACAAGAGAAAUGGCAUUUCGUUAUGUGAAAGAUCCCAGAACAAUUAUACUAGCUGUGUUACCUGCGAAUGCAGAUAUGUCAACUAGUGAUGCUUUGCAAAUAGCUAGAAAAGUAGAUCCCAAAGGAUUGAGAACGAUAGGAGUAAUAACCAAAAUUGAUUUAAUGGACAAGGGGUCAGAUGCAAGCAAGAUGCUAAUGAAUGAUGAAAUUACACUAAGGUUAGGAUACACAGGAGUUGUAAAUAGAUCAACAGCAGAUAUUAAAAAAGGAAAAUCUAUAGCACAAUCUCUAAAAGAUGAAUUAGAAUUUUUCCAAACACAUCCUGUAUAUAAAAAAUUACCAUCAACCUUGUAUGGUACCACGUCACUUACAGACAAAUUGACUAAGGUAUUAUUGAGACAUAUAAAAAACUUUCUUCCAGAUAUUAAAGUUGAAAUAAAUGAUAAAAUUAGAUAUAUUAAUGAUAAGUUAUACGAACUUGGCACAAAUGUACCACUAGAUGCAACUAAAAAAACACAACUUCUAUGGUCAAUGAUUACAGAUUACUGUGAAAUAUUUAAAAAUACAUUAAAAGGAAAAUAUGACAAGAGAUUACAGGUAUUUAUUGAAAAUAAUGAUAUUAUUUGUGGACUUAAAGUUAGGAGUAUAUUUAACGAAUUUUUAGAUGAAUAUGUUGGAAAAAAUGUUACAAGUGAAUUAAGUGAUAACGAUAUAGAUGAUGCAAUAUGUCUACAUGAAGGGGAUAGCCUACCCGGUUUCCCAUCCCCAGAUACAUUUGAAUUCCUAAUUUUACCACAUUUAAAAAAAAUUAAUGCACCAGUAUUUAACUGUCUUGAUAAGGUUAGUCAGACAUUAGAAAUCCUAUCGCAGAAAAUAGCCAAUAGGGUACUUACAAGAUUUCCAAAAUUAUCUGAACAAGUUUUAGAUCUAUCUCAAACGAUUCUUUUGAGAGAAAAGGAAAAUACACAUAAUAUACUUGAAAAUUUUAUAGAUGCAGAAACCAAUUAUCUUUUCACAAAUGAUUCAUCAUAUCUAAUUGAACAUGGAAGUAUAAUUAAUGCAAAUGAAGAUGAACAACAGAAUAACGAAAAUGGUGUUCAAGAUUUUAAUGCACAUCAAAGGUUACAAAAUAAAAGACAACAGUCCAAUUUAUCCAAUUCAAAUCAAGAUAAUAAUACACAAAGCAAAUAUUAUACAAAUAUAAUGAAUGAACAAGAAUAUAUUACGGGAAAGGCAACCAAAUUUGUUACUACUGCUCAAAAAUCAGUUAUGAAUAUGUGGAAUGCAAAGGAAAAAAAAAAAACAAGAUAUAAUGCCCAAUUUAUUCAAGAAAUUAGGCGAAGAUUAGAUUGCUAUUUUAAUAUUGUUUUACGAAAUGUUAGAGAUAGUGUACCAAAAAUUAUUGGUUACUUUUUAAUCAGAAAAUUACAAGAAAAAAUGCAAUUCGAAUUAUAUUCAGAUUUAAACAGCGAACAAAAAUUGUACGAAUUGCUCAAUGAACCACCACACGUUGUUAAAGAAAGGGAACACCUAAAUGGACAGUUAGAUAUUCUCAAAAAAGCUAAUCAGGUUCUUCUAAAAGAUCCAAAUAUUACUUCUAUCAACUUGGAUCUAUUCGAUGCCAAUUACGAACAAGACUUAAUAGAGUUUCAAAAAAGUUUAAAAACAGCUACUAUACCACAACAUUCUACCCAUAACUACAAACAAACCAUCAGUUCCGCACAGGGAAAUAUACACACUAUGAUGGAUAGUUCCUCUGUCAACAAACGCAACCAAAUAAUGCAGAACAGGAACGCUUCACCCAGUUCAAUGAACUCAAACAUGAUGAAGCAGAGUAGCAUGAUAAAUCAGAAGAUGUCGUCUUCCUCUUACAUGCAGCAAAAUCUAAUCAACGAUUCCAAGGGAAAACACUUAUUCGAAAAAGAGCCAAUGAAGAAAAAGGCACAGUAUAACCCCCUAUUCGAUUAA